AUCAUGUUGGAAAAAUUGAUGGUCUUUCGUGACUUUGCAUGCCAUUUCUUUUUGGGUACCGAACAAAAUUCCUCCCCAAUUCGAUUCCCUGGAUCACAUGCAAAACAAAGUUUAGGUUCCUUUUACAAGCAAAAGAAGAAGACGAACAAAUAUUCCCAGGAUUUGGAUUUCGCAGUGUUUCACUCUCUCUUGUAAGUGUACUCGGCGGUUGCUUGGAGCUGAUUCGGUCAACGUGUCCGAGGACUCUCGAGGAACUGAGGCGAUUGAUGUGGUUUUAGCUAUCCAUGAAGUGGUUUGGGACGAGGAACAAAGAGUUGAUGUUAUGAAUCGGGAUUAGAAAUAAUGGAGAGGCUGAAUCUUUCGGUUCCGGUUUGUGCUUUUUUUCUAUGGUCAAUUCUGGUGAUCGGUUUCGUAUCAAAGGUCUCUGCUAAUGCGGAAGGCGAUGCCUUGAAUGCAUUGAAGAACAAUUUAGAUGAUCCUAAUAGAGUUCUGCAAAGUUGGGAUGCUACCCUCGUGAACCCCUGCACUUGGUUUCAUGUAACGUGUGAUAGCGAUAAUAGCGUGACGCGGGUUGAUCUUGGAAAUGCAAAUCUGACUGGUCAACUAGUUCCACAACUUGGUUCGCUUGAAAAUCUGCAGUACUUGGAACUUUAUAGUAAUGCUAUAAGCGGAAGCAUUCCGGAUGAGCUUGGGAAUUUGACAGACUUGGUGAGCUUGGAUCUUUACUUGAACAAUUUAAGUGGACCCAUUCCAACCACAUUGGGUGACCUUUCAAAACUUCGAUUUCUGCGUCUCAACAACAACAGCUUGGUAGGAGGAAUUCCUAUGUCUUUAACUAAUGUUACAUCACUGCAAGUCCUAGAUCUAUCAAACAACAAUCUAACAGGAGAUAUUCCAGUUAAUGGUUCCUUUUCAUUAUUCACUCCUAUCAGUUUUAAAAAUAAUCGACUUAAUAAUGUUUCAGUUACUCCCACUUCUCCUCUUACUCCGCCUCCACCAGUUUCUUCUCCAGGUAGUUCCACUGGAGCAAUUGCUGGAGGAGUUGCUGCUGGAGCUGCUCUGCUUUUUGCUGCCCCUGCAAUUGCACUUGCUUGGUGGCGACGAAGAAAGCCACAGGAUCAUUUCUUUGAUGUUCCUGCUGAGGAAGAUCCAGAAGUUCAUCUGGGCCAGCUUAAAAGGUUUUCUCUGCGUGAGCUGCAAGUUGCAUCAGAUAGCUUUAGCAACAAAAACAUUCUGGGAAGAGGUGGAUUUGGUAAGGUUUACAAAGGACGCUUGGCUGAUGGCUCUUUAGUAGCAGUAAAAAGACUUAAAGAGGAGCGUACCCAGGGUGGGGAGUUGCAGUUCCAAACAGAGGUAGAAAUGAUUAGCAUGGCUGUGCAUCGUAAUCUGCUUCGUCUACGUGGUUUUUGCAUGACACCAACAGAACGAUUGCUUGUUUAUCCCUUUAUGGCCAAUGGAAGUGUAGCAUCAUGUUUAAGAGAACGUUCGGAAUCACAGCCCCUUGAUUGGCCCAAACGGAAACGCAUUGCAUUAGGAUCUGCAAGGGGGCUUGCUUAUUUGCAUGAUCAUUGUGAUCCUAAAAUCAUUCACCGUGAUGUAAAAGCUGCAAACAUAUUGUUGGAUGAAGAGUUUGAAGCAGUUGUUGGAGACUUUGGGUUGGCUAAACUGAUGGAUUACAAAGAUACUCAUGUCACUACUGCUGUACGUGGCACAAUUGGGCAUAUAGCACCAGAGUACCUCUCAACUGGAAAGUCUUCAGAGAAAACUGAUGUUUUUGGGUAUGGGGUCAUGCUUCUUGAACUGAUAACGGGCCAAAGGGCUUUUGAUCUCGCUCGGCUUGCAAACGAUGAUGAUGUUAUGUUGCUUGAUUGGGUGAAAGGACUUUUGAAAGAUAAGAGGUUGGAAAAAUUGGUCGAUCCGGAUCUGCAGGGUAACUAUAUCGAUGAUGAGGUGGAGCAGUUGAUCCAAGUGGCCUUACUUUGCACACAAGGCGCCCCGAUGGAGCGGCCCAAGAUGUCAGAUGUCGUUAGAAUGCUUGAAGGUGAUGGAUUGGCAGAAAGAUGGGAGGAGUGGCAGAAGGAGGAGGUGUUCCGUCAAGACUUCAAUAAUAUCGCCCACCCAAAUGCUGGUUGGAUCAUAGACUCCGCUUCCCACAUCCCUCCGGAUGAAUUAUCGGGUCCUAGAUGACCCUUUCUUGGCUCCAUUCUUGGCAUACCUAUAAAUUUUAUCCUGGAGGCCCCUUUUCUAUUUGGGAUUGAUAUUUGCCAUAUAUGUGCAUAUGAUUUUUCUUCU
This is a messenger RNA of Juglans microcarpa x Juglans regia, 2292 nucleotides long. Its product is annotated as BRASSINOSTEROID INSENSITIVE 1-associated receptor kinase 1-like. Gene Ontology annotation, molecular function: protein kinase activity; ATP binding; protein binding. The record is from RefSeq and is a predicted model, not a curated record. Lineage: Eukaryota; Viridiplantae; Streptophyta; Magnoliopsida; Fagales; Juglandaceae. Gene Ontology annotation, biological process: protein phosphorylation.